Messenger RNA from Nezara viridula (southern green stink bug), 1614 nucleotides. Lineage: Eukaryota; Metazoa; Arthropoda; Insecta; Hemiptera; Pentatomidae. The record is from the annotation of a GenBank genome assembly.
CGUGAGUUUGUUAUCGGUCAAUCCCAAACAUUUUGGGAUUUAUUUGACACUGAAAUAUUAAUUUAUUAAAACGUCUAUAUGUGUUUUAAAUUAUCAUGGCUUUGACUUUGCCACCUAUUCCACAGUCAUUAAAGACCAUUCAGCAUUAUUUGAAAACUGCAUCUGAACAUGAAGGGAGGGAUCCUAUCGUUACUUAUUGGUGUCGACUGUAUGCUCUGCAAAAUGCAUUAAAAAUAGACAAGAAGUCAGAAGAUGCGAGAAUUUUGCUUGUUGCUUUAAUGGAUUGGCUUGAAAAGCAGAAACAAUUGCUGUCUGAUAAUGAAGCCAUAACUAAUGAUGUUGCAGCUCAAGCUCAUCUAGAAAAUUAUGCAUUGAAACUAUUUACUUGGGCAGAUAGCCAAGAUAGAGCUGCUGUGUUUAACAAAAAUGUUGUCAAAGCAUUUUAUACAGCAGGUAUGUUAAUGGAUGUUUUGACAACAUUUGGUGAACAUACUGAUGAGAUAGCAAGGAACUGCAAAUAUGCCAAGUGGAAAGCAGCGUAUAUUCAUAAUUGUUUAAAGAAUGGGGAAACACCUAUUCCUGGCCCAAUGGAUUCAGACAAAGAAAAUGACUUCCUGAAUAAUUUUACAGAUAAUGCUCCUCAACCUAAUAUAGGUUUUCAAGUGCCACCUUCUAACUUUACACAGAAUAUUUCUGGUCCGUCUAUUCCUCCAGCAAAACCUGAAAAUGUUUCUCCACAAAAUAUUACCCCUGCUCCGCAAUUCAAUACUAAUUUUACAAGUUAUCCUUCUCAAGAUACUACCUCAGUGACUUCAAAUGCAAAAUUAGAUCCUGCACUUACAGCUAAAGCUCAAAAAUAUUGCAAAUUUGCCGGUAGCGCUCUGAAUUAUGAUGAUAUACCAGAAGCAAUUAAUAAUUUGGAAAAGGCACUGAGGUUACUUAAAACUGGUCAGGACACCUAACUAAAUUGCCUAUGAAAAAAAGGAUAUAUGUAUGUUUAACCUUGACUCCUGGUGUGUCAAACAUAAAUUUGUAUUUUUGUUUUCCCAGCCAUAGAUUAUUUUUCAACCGCUGUGUAACAACUAUAAUAUACUCAGAAAAUAAGUUACUGCUUAUCACUUCAAGUAUUUUUUCUUCUGCAUACAAUGUAAUUGUAAAUAGUUCUAUUUUAACUUUUGUAUGUAGUUAUCAUUGAGUGAUCAAAUAUUUAAUAGUUUUAUUAUUAUUAUUGUUUUAUAAAUGAUUUGAAAUUAAAAUUUAUGUUUCUAAUAGUCUACUCUAUUACUGUAAUCCUCUAAUACUCCAAAUUCCAGAGCUUAAUCCACAAAACCUGGCUAUUUUUUAUUUAAGUCAAAUAAAAUUAAAUGUUAAUAUCAGUUAUAUAUCAGAUUUUGGAGUAUAUUUAAAGUGAUCUAAUCCAUAUAUUUUUCUGUUUUAGAUAAGUAAAUAGUUUCUUCACUUACAGUGCAAAUUGUAUGUACAAGUUGCUCAGCAAUGUGUGUAUAAAUUAAAACAACUUGGUUGUCUCAUAUUUUCUUAAUUAAUAUAUGUGCUAAAGUUUUCAAAGGUUUUACAGUCAUCAUUAAUCUGAGUUUAUUAAAAUGUUGUUAUGUA